Molecule: messenger RNA, 834 nt
Organism: Ustilaginoidea virens
Lineage: Eukaryota; Fungi; Ascomycota; Sordariomycetes; Hypocreales; Clavicipitaceae
Exons: 1
Coding region: 1-834 (277 amino acids)
Cellular component (GO): cytoplasm
Molecular function (GO): glutathione transferase activity
Source: RefSeq, a predicted model, not a curated record
AUGGCCAACGUGGACACGUCCCUCCCCCCGGAGCCUUCGGGCGCCGCCGCCGCUUUCGCCGCGCGGCACGCCUCGGAACACGAUCUGAAACUAUACGGCGGAUGGUUCUGUCCGUUUGUCCAGAGAGCCUGGAUCACGCUGCACGAGAAGAAAAUCCCCCACCAGUACGUGGAGAUUAACCCGUACCAGAAAGACGCCGGUUUCCUGGCGUUGAAUCCUCGCGGCCUGGUUCCCACCUUGGCUGUGCCCGUCGACGGAGCCGGCAAGGCCCGGAAACCGCUGUACGAGAGCUCCGUCAUUUGCGAGUACUUGGACGAUGCCUACUCAGACCAAGGCCGUCACGGCCGUCCUCUGCUGCCUUCCGACGCUUACCGGCGCGCACGCGCUCGUCUGUGUAUCGAUCACGUCAACACAAGGAUCGUCCCGGCCUUUUACAAGUUUCUUCAGCACAGGCCGGAGAAGCCCUACAGCAUUGACGAGGCCCGACAGGAGCUUCACCAGCAUAUCAGGACUUUUGCGGACGAGAUGGACCCCGCGGGACCUUGGUUCUUGGGUGACCACCUGAGCUUGGUUGACGUUAGCUUAGCUCCGUGGGCAAAGAGGCUGUGGCUGCUGGAUCACUUCAAGUCUGGUGGUCUGGGAAUCCCGAGUGGAAACGGCGACGGUACCUGGCAGCGAUGGAACAGGUGGUAUGACGCGAUCCUGAACAGGCAGAGCGUCAAGGAGACGUGGAGUGAUGAUGAACGGUAUGUCGUGGCCUACAAGCGAUAUGCCGACGAUACCACCAAUUCCUUGGUUGGACAGGCGACCAGACAAGGACAGAAGCUGCCAUAG